GUUUUUGUUUUUUAUUUUUAACUCGGACCCAUCAAAUUUAACAGCAAAUGUGCGACAACCAAAAUGUGGCUGAAUACAGAAGCCUGUUCAAGUGCAAUAAUAACACGGUGGUAAUGCGGAAUACUUAAUAAAUAAUAAUAAAAGACAACGUUUUAAAGAGCGAUAAAUACGUCAAAGGGAUAAAUAAUAACGUGCAUAAAAGAAAAAAAAAAAAAAAACAGACGAGCCGAAAUCAACGAUCGAGGGAUUCAGGACGAGGACGCGAGUUAAGGCAGUUAAGGAAUCGCAGCCGGAAUCCUUCAGCCACCAGCCUCCAUCCUAAACAACCGCCACAUCCUCCAGUAAUCACCAGCAACAGCCAUCGGACUCGCGAGCUAAAUGUCCAGUUGCCGCUAUCGUUCCAUACGGACGGCGUGUCACUCCCGACAAAUGCGUAUUGUGGUUGACCUUGUUUAAUAUAAUUAUGGCCGAGCGGUCGUUACAAAAGUAUCAGAAAUUGGAUACAGUGACGGUUGGAAGCGGCUCAGGAAGUAGUGCAAGCAGAGCAUCAACAGGACUCCUUAGGCGGGGGGCACUUGGGUCGAAAGGGAGCCCAUCGCUUAGCUGAUAGAAUGGGUGGCCCGAAAAAAGAGGAAAACCCACCAGGUGGUGGUCCGACGUCAUUGUUUAUUCUAACCGAGGAUAACCCAAUUAGAAAGUACACACGAUUCAUCAUAGAAUGGCCGCCCUUUGAAUACGCUGUGUUAUUGACAAUCAUAGCCAACUGUGUUGUGUUGGCACUAGAGGAGCACUUGCCAGGGGGCGACAAGACAGUAUUGGCUCAAAAAUUGGAAAAAACGGAGGCCUAUUUUUUAUGCAUUUUCUGUGUAGAAGCGUCGCUCAAGAUCCUCGCCUUAGGGCUUGUUCUGCAUAAACACUCCUAUCUCAGGAAUAUUUGGAACAUCAUGGAUUUUUUCGUUGUAGUUACGGGAUUCAUGACACAGUACCCACAAAUAGGGCCCGAGGUAGACCUAAGAACACUUAGAGCCAUUCGUGUGCUACGGCCCUUAAAAUUAGUGUCUGGAAUUCCUAGUUUACAAGUAGUUUUAAAAUCUAUAAUCAAGGCGAUGGCACCUUUACUGCAAAUCGGUCUCUUGGUGUUGUUUGCAAUCGUAAUUUUUGCAAUCAUUGGACUCGAGUUUUAUUCGGGCGCACUGCAUAAGACUUGUUAUAGCUUAGAAGAUCCAAACAAACUAGUAAAGGAGGGCGAAUCAGAGACGCCUUGCAACACGGACAACAUCCUGGAAAAGGCCACCGGCUCCUUCGUAUGCAAUAACACCACGAGCAUGUGUCUGGAGAAGUGGGAGGGACCAAAUUCAGGUAUCACGAGUUUCGAUAAUAUCGGAUUUGCCAUGUUGACCGUAUUCCAAUGUAUCACGAUGGAGGGCUGGACGUCAAUACUGUAUUGGACCAACGACGCAUUAGGUUCAGGAUUUAAUUGGAUAUAUUUCGUGCCUCUUAUAGUUAUAGGCUCAUUUUUUAUGCUCAACUUAGUUCUUGGUGUCCUCAGUGGUGAAUUCGCAAAAGAACGAGAAAAAGUAGAAAAUAGACAAGAGUUUCUUAAACUUAGAAGGCAGCAGCAACUAGAAAGAGAGUUAAACGGCUAUGUUGAAUGGAUUUGUAAAGCUGAGGAGGUAAUCCUGGCCGAGGAGCGCACCACGGAAGAAGAGAAAAUGCACAUAAUGGAGGCUCGAAGACGAAACGCUGCCAAGCGGAAAAAGCUGAAAAGUUUGGGAAAAUCAAAAUCCACGGAUACGGAGGAAGAGGAAGCGGAGGAAGAUUAUGGAGACGAUGGUUACCUCAAAACGCGCUCGAAACCUCAAGGAAGUUGUACCGGAUUUUGGCGGGCGGAGAAGAGGUUUCGUUUCUGGAUCCGGCACACGGUGAAGACGCAGUGGUUCUACUGGUUCGUGAUCGUCCUCGUCUUUCUGAACACAGUCUGCGUUGCCGUCGAGCAUUAUGGCCAGCCCUCGUUCCUCACGGAGUUUCUGUACUAUGCUGAAUUCAUCUUCCUGGGACUCUUCAUGUCGGAGAUGUUCAUCAAGAUGUACGCGUUGGGGCCCCGCAUCUACUUUGAGUCGUCGUUCAACCGAUUUGAUUGCGUUGUCAUUAGUGGUUCGAUAUUCGAAGUGAUCUGGUCCGAGGUGAAAGGCGGUUCGUUUGGUCUGUCUGUGCUGCGUGCCCUGCGAUUGCUGCGCAUCUUCAAAGUCACCAAGUACUGGUCGUCGCUGCGCAAUCUAGUCAUCUCUCUGUUGAACUCGAUGAGAUCGAUCAUCUCAUUGUUGUUCCUGCUCUUCUUGUUCAUCCUCAUAUUCGCCUUACUGGGCAUGCAGUUGUUUGGCGGCCAGUUCAAUCUGCCCGGAGGCACGCCCGAAACCAAUUUUAACACUUUCCCGAUAGCACUGUUGACUGUAUUCCAAAUCCUCACUGGCGAAGAUUGGAACGAGGUUAUGUACCAGGGCAUCAUAUCUCAGGGUGGUGCGCAGAAAGGAAUGAUUUACUCUAUAUACUUUAUCGUUUUGGUACUCUUCGGAAAUUACACGCUAUUGAAUGUGUUCUUGGCUAUCGCCGUUGAUAAUUUGGCGAAUGCCCAAGAACUUACAGCAGCCGAAGAGGAACAAGUCGAAGAGGAUAAAGAGAAACAACUGCAGGAGCUCGAGAAGGAGAUGGAGGCCCUCCAGGCGGAUGGAGUCCAUGUGGAGAACGGCGAUAGUGCUGUCGCCCCCAGCAAGUCCAAGGGCAAGAAGAAGGAGGAGGAGAAGAAAGAGGAGGAGGAAGUGACCGAGGGUCCCAAGCCGAUGCUGCCCUACUCAUCGAUGUUCAUACUAUCACCAACCAAUCCCAUACGACGCGGCGCCCAUUGGGUGGUUAAUUUGCCAUAUUUUGAUUUCUUCAUUAUGGUUGUCAUCUCAAUGUCAUCAAUAGCAUUAGCAGCCGAAGAUCCCGUUCGUGAGAACUCGAGGCGAAACAAGAUAUUGAAUUAUUUCGAUUAUGCAUUUACCGGCGUAUUCACGAUAGAAAUGUUGCUGAAAAUUGUAGACUUGGGUGUGAUCCUGCACCCUGGCAGCUAUUUAAGAGAAUUCUGGAAUAUUAUGGAUGCUGUGGUCGUUAUAUGCGCUGCUGUUAGUUUCGGUUUCGAUAUGAGCGGUAGCAGCGCUGGACAAAAUUUAUCGACUAUUAAAUCGCUUCGGGUAUUGCGUGUACUACGCCCAUUGAAGACCAUUAAGCGUGUACCGAAAUUGAAAGCCGUGUUUGAUUGCGUCGUGAACUCAUUGAAAAAUGUUGUUAACAUUCUAAUCGUGUACAUAUUGUUUCAAUUUAUAUUUUCUGUUAUUGGAGUACAAUUGUUCAAUGGAAAAUUUUUUUAUUGUACGGACGAAAGUAAACAUACUUCCGCAGAGUGCCAGGGCUCGUACUUCAAGUACGAGGAGGACGAACUGCUGCCAAGACAGGAACUACGGGUGUGGAAGCCCCGGGCCUUUCACUACGACAAUGUUGCCGCUGCGAUGUUGACCCUGUUCGCCGUUCAGACCGGCGAGGGAUGGCCACAGGUCUUGCAACACUCUAUGGCUGCCACUUAUGAAGAUAGGGGUCCAAUCCAAAAUUUCCGGAUCGAAAUGUCCAUAUUUUAUAUUGUGUAUUUUAUUGUAUUUCCGUUCUUCUUCGUCAACAUAUUCGUCGCCUUGAUUAUUAUUACGUUUCAAGAGCAAGGCGAAGCUGAGUUACAAGAUGGCGAAAUUGACAAAAAUCAGAAAUCCUGCAUCGAUUUUACUAUAGGAGCACGACCUCUCGAACGCUAUAUGCCCAAGAAUCGGAACACCUUCAAGUAUAAAGUGUGGCGAAUUGUGGUGUCAACGCCUUUUGAGUACUUCAUUAUGAUGUUGAUCGUAUUCAAUACCCUAUUGCUGAUGAUGAAGUAUCACAAUCAAGGAGACAUGUACGAAAAGUCGCUGAAGUACAUCAACAUGGGAUUCACCGGAAUGUUUAGUGUAGAAACGGUGCUGAAGAUCAUUGGAUUCGGUGUUAAGAACUUCUUCAAGGACCCGUGGAACAUAUUCGAUUUAAUCACCGUUUUGGGCAGUAUUGUGGAUGCACUUUGGAUGGAAUUCGGGCACGAUGAUUCGAACUCAAUCAACGUCGGCUUCCUGCGUUUAUUUCGAGCGGCGCGACUUAUCAAAUUACUUCGUCAAGGAUACACGAUUCGAAUUCUUCUGUGGACAUUUGUGCAAUCCUUUAAGGCACUUCCCUAUGUCUGUUUGCUUAUAGCAAUGCUAUUUUUCAUAUACGCCAUUAUCGGCAUGCAGGUGUUCGGGAAUAUCAAACUAGGUACGGUGGAAAAUUCCAUUACUAGACACAACAACUUCCAAUCAUUUAUUGAAGGCGUCAUGUUGCUAUUCAGGUGUGCAACUGGCGAGGCCUGGCCCAACAUAAUGCUGGCAUGUUUGAAGGGCAAGGCCUGCGACGAUGACGCCGAGAAGGCACCUGGGGAGUACUGCGGAUCCACACUGGCCUACGCCUACUUCGUAUCGUUUAUAUUCUUCUGCUCCUUCCUGAUGCUCAAUCUGUUCGUCGCCGUCAUCAUGGAUAAUUUCGAUUAUCUCACCAGGGACUCCAGCAUAUUGGGUGCCCAUCACUUAGACGAAUUUGUGCGCAUAUGGGCGGAAUAUGAUCCAAAUGCGACUGGAAAAAUACACUACACGGAAAUGUACGACAUGCUGAAGAACAUGGAUCCACCGUUGGGUUUUGGCAACAAGUGUCCCAACCGACUGGCCUACAAGAAACUGAUUAGAAUGAAUAUGCCAUUGGACGAUGAAUUGAGAGUUCAGUUCACCACAACGUUAUUCGCUUUGAUUCGUGAGAAUCUCAGCAUCAAAAUGAGAGCGCCUGAGGAGAUGGACCAGGCGGACAUGGAACUGCGGGAGACCAUCACGAACAUCUGGCCAUUGCAGGCGAAGAAGAUGCUGAACCUGCUGGUGCCGCCCAGCGAUCAGCUCAACAAGGGCAAACUGUCAGUGGGUAAAAUCUAUGCAGGUUUCCUCAUCCUGGAGUCCUGGCGUAGCACGCGGUUCGGUCAACUCGAUUCGGGAAUGCCGCGGAAGAAGCUGGAGCACGACGAUGAGCAUAAAUAUAGCCCAACGGCAGUCGCGGAGCCGAAACAAUCAUUCUUUAACUGCCUUCUCGAUAUGGCCGCCCUUGACAAAGGAGGAUCGCGACAGGGCUCCAUAAGUUUCGAGCCGAAUGGGGAAGGAGCCGCCAACUCACAAACACAUUUGUUAGCCAGCACGCACCACCACCACGCAAACGGUGAUGCCGAACACAACAGUUUGGCAACACUAGCACGGCGGAGUACGAUCAGAAAGCGAUCAGUUAGAAACAAAAAGAUGCUGGAGCUGCAGGACGCGUCGAGACAUCCCUCGCAGGAGUCGCUUACCGGUGCCGAUGCUGGCCAUUUACAUCCUGGACAUUCGUAUAUGAAUGGCCAUCGGCGAUCGCCUAGCUUGAGGCACAACGGCUCUCCACUGGCCAGAUCUCCGAGUCCUCGACGGCGUGGCCAUCAAUACAUACAUCAUGAUAUCGGGUUCUCCGAUACCGUAUCUAAUGUUGUAGAGAUGGUCAAGGAGACUCGUCAUCCUAGGCAUGGCAACAGUCAUCCGCGGUAUCCAAGAGGUUCAUGGUCAGCAUCGACAAGUCCGGCCCGUUCGCCUUCGCCUUCUCGAUAUGGUGGUCAUUUGUCUCGCAGUAAACGCACUCAACUGCCUUAUCCCACAUAUGGGACAACCAGUCUAUGUCAAAGAUCACGAUCGCCGAGUCCCGCUAGACUUCAGGAGAUGCGUGAACGAGACAGACUUGGUUAUGGGAUUGAUAUGGGUGUAACGCAUGUACAGCAUAGUUACCCAACACUGGCCUCCCGAAGAGCCGGAAUCGGAAGACGCCUUCCUCCGACUCCCAGCAAACCGUCAACACUGCAGCUCAAGCCAACCAAUAUCAAUUUCCCGAAGCUGAAUGCCAGUCCCACACAUACACACCACUCAACGCCCCACAGUGUUCACUCGCUACCACACCACCGCGACCUGCUGCGAGAUCCAAGGGAUAUGUACUAUAGUAGUAGAGAACGCGAGCGGGAUCGCGAACGCCUUAGGGAUCGGGAUCGUGAUAGGGAUCGCGAUCGUCUGCACGAAUACGACCUGCGGUACGAGUACCGGGAUCGGGAACGGGAGUUGUACGAGCGCGAAAGAGAUCGCGAGCGGGAGGUCGAAAGAGAAAGACUGGAAUAUAUAGCACCGCUGUCGUUUGAACAAGCGCUGGCUAUGGGCCGAACAGGUCGUGUACUGCCAUCUCCAGUUCUAAACGGUUUUAAGCCAAAGAGUGGUCUGAACCCUCGACACUCCGAUUCGGAUGAGGAGGAUUGGUGCUAGCAAAGGCUUUGAUUGCGAUCGCGUAAUCGAAAGGAUCAGAUCUGGGUAUAGCAUCAGGCCAUUUGCUCCUCUUUGUCAGCACCAAACUUAGAUCACAAUUUUGAUACGAUACGACACAGCUACCAGAUACCCGAACAUCUGCAAACCCUUCCAUACCUUUGUCCACCAGUACACCAACACCAACACCAAACCCAAAACCAACGACAACACCAAGAGCAGCACCUAUAUCAAAGGUAUGGCACGAACGUAUCGACACCGAAACUAGGAACAACUAUAUCUGAUAUCAAAUUGGCUGGAGUUAGCUUACAGGAAUUAAACCCGAAUCGACAACCGCAAUCGCAACAGAAGCAGGAGCAACAACUGCAUCAGGAUGGGUGGCUUAGAUGGUACCGGCAAUCGGGUCCAUACGGAUCCCCAGUUAUGGCAUCAUUGCCGGAGACCAGAGCAACAUCGCCCCACUCCGAUAUCGAAUUCAUCAGAACUAUGAAGAGAAGUGAAACCGGAACAACUGCAAUAACACCAAGGACAACUAAAACUGAAGCAAUGAUAUUAAGCGUACCAAUUACAAUAACGUCCCCAUUAGCUAUUAAAAAGAUAUAUUCAGAUAAUGACAUUAAUUAUAAUACCGAACGAGCAACUGAUAAUGACAGAAUGGACGAAGCACCAGCUCAUCAUUAUCACCAGCCAGAACUAACUACACCAGAUCUACAACACGAGCCACCACUGCAGCAGCAUCACCAGCACUAUCCGCAGUAUUCGUAUCAUACGCUGUAAGGAGGAUAGGAUCAAGAACGAGCAUCCAUUAUGCAGACGCCACAAUCCAUAGUUCAUAGUCCAGAAACUAGUAGCCAGAGUCUAGAAACUAGAAACUGGAAACCAGAAACCAGAUCCACUAAAAGUGCAACUUUAAUUGAAAUUCAAACUGAAACUGAAACGAGGUGUAAAGAAUGUGAGAGUGAUUCUAUUCCACGCAAUUGGAUUGGGAGUGGACGUGGGGAGAUUGUAAACAGAUUAGAGCUACUAUUUGCUUAGAAAUAGGAGUAGACAAUUUAAUUUUAGAUAUGAAUAUGAUCAAGUGUAUUGUACUUUUUUUUUAAUGUAAGGGCAAGUCUAGACGAAGAGCACAUCAAAAUGAAGCUAACGAUAACAGAACUCUUUCAAGCAGAACACACACAUAGAUCUAGGUCGAAAAUAUACAUAGGAAAUAAAGAUUGUAGGUACUCGCAUACAUUGUAAGUUAUCUAGGAUUUAGCUCGAGCAAUCGGUACGGUAAUCUGCAAGCGUUUUUGACUUGUUUGUAUUAAAAGUUAGUACUUCAAUUAUGUGUAUUUAAAGGCGACAUUUAUUUAUUUACUCAAUGUACAUACCAGAUAAUUGUAGAUAUGAAAUUUUUAUUUAUUUUCUUCUUUUUUAUGUAACAUAUUUACCUACGACUACUAUUAUAAAUACUUUCAUCGGAACGAAUCCCUAUAGCGAAUAUUAGCAACAAUUCAGCGCAAUUUAGUCCCCCACUGUUUUUUACAUUCAGUUGUGUAUUUAUACUCGAGCGGAUACUUUUUUCCCACGAUUAGUAGAAGUCCACGCAACAUGGCAAGUCCAGCAUAUUGCAUCCAAAUCCAAGUCCAAAACUAGAUCCAAAUAACUCAAUUAUGACCAAAGCAUGUAUCUGUAAAGUAAGCAUCAUUCAGUGCCAUUUGUGUAUACAGACUCUAGCUAACUUACAAUAGCUUAUUUAUCAUACAUAUAUUUGCCUUAGCGAAUGAAACGUUGUUUUCAUAGUUACUCUGUAAUCUGUAAUCGAAGAGAGGUUUAUGCUUCUGUUAAUGCGUUUCGUAUGCUGAAAUAAGCUCCUCGCAAACUUUCCGAUCAGUUGAAAGAACUCGAUGUCCAUAUGUAUUUAUAAAUGACAAGCAAACAAGGCAUUAUUCUCACAAUCGAGCAUCCUCGACGUAAACAAAAACAUGUGUAGAUAUAAUAUAUACACCUCCGACUCCUCACACUCGAAUUGAAUGUGUAUAAUGUGUAAAAAUGCAGAGCUCAUGGCACACCAAACGUAAUGUAUUCAAAUAUACUAUAGCCAUGCACACAGCCCCUCCAACUCACUACCAGAAAAUGCAGUCAUCAUGUGUAUAGAUAGACGAAUCGUACAUGUUGGACGACGGGAUAUCGAAGAGCGCACAAUAAUUGUAAUUUAAAGAAAAGAAUCCAUAACUUAAGUAAAUAAUUAUAGCAGCUGAGCAGUAAUGCGAAUUUACACAGCAAAUGAACUUACCAUUACGAAUAUGACGAUGACUAGCGUAGAGUGCAUACGGAAGUUAAAGGAAAAAACUAAAACAAAAACAUUUAGCAAACAGAAACACUUGCCCUAAACUAACUUAACUGAGCUGACUCUAGCUGUGUACGAUACUUAAAUAUUAACUGAGCAAUACUGAAUAGGGAAAACGACUAACCUAGAAACGAUUAACCCAAAUAUACACUCAAAAAAGGUCAAGAUCGCCAUUUAACUUAGAAACUCGCCAUUUUAUAAUGUCCUUUGGCUGUGAGCCGUAAGUUUUAAAAAUCUCCGAAAAUUUCCGAAGUUCCAAAACGCAUUUUUCAGUUACUAUUUUAUCCUUAAUUUGGAGGUUUCGUUCGCUAUUAGUUUGUAAUAGCAAAAAUCAUUGUGUGAAUACGAUUUUUUACUUGUUGAUUUAAUUUUGAAAAAUAAUUGUUCGUAAACACUUCCUGCACGUUGUGAAGUUUUUGAAAACCUUGAAUUUUUGAUUUGAUGGCGAUUUUCUAAAAUCUAGACAAAGAGAAUGGAGUGGAGUGUGAGAAAGGUAACCGACAAGCGUAUUCUUCUAUAAUUAUCUUAAUUACGGAUGCUGACAAAGAAAUACAUUGAAGAUAUAUAUACACGCCUACAUAGAUAAAUAUACAAUAGUUUAUAACUAGUAUCAAAUAAAAUGGGAACUCCAACGCUAAGGAAAAAACAUAGAACAAAGAUCGCCGAUAUAAAAGUUCACUCUCCAAUGAAUUAAUUAAUCAAUUAAUUAAUUGUAUACACGUUGCACGUUGUAUUUCCGAGGUUCACUUUUGACUACUUCCAGUAAAAGUUUGUCCACGCGGCAAAUGUUUCAAGUCCUCAGUCCUAGGCUAAGAUCCGAUUUUUUACCUUCAUUUUGCACCGCUUGCUUAACAUUAACAUUCGAAUUAUAACUAGCGAUAUCCCCACACAACAGUAGAGUUCUUGGAAGGGCAGCUUAGGGCUCAUUAGCUCAAUUACUACUACUGAAUCAUUGCCCCGAUGCCAAAACUAAACAAAAUAUAGAUAAAUAAUAAAAAACACCAAAGAAAAUAAAUAAAAAAAAAAUACGAGAAAAAACAAAACCGAAAAACAAAAAAAAAAAAAAAAAUAGAAAUGAGUACAAAGUAUGAAGUUAGUUUACUGAUGUGCAUUUCAGUAUCAGACGUUUAUCCAGUUCAUGAUGCCUAUAGAGGAAAUAUUUAGUUAGCUAAAAUAUUGGCAUACUCGAUUCCAUUCGAUUCGCUUCUAAUGCUCACAACCUUCGCUUCGUCCUUCGUAAAAGGCUCCCAGCUGGCCGACCGCGAACUCUGCCCAACAUGAUGUACUCCUACUUGUAUGGUUAGGUGCCAAGUGCAGGGAUCCGAUAUGAACAUCACUUUCCGGGGAAGAACAAUUCGGGCACCACGUCCCGCCAUUUACUACAAAAUUAAAACAAAAAUAUAUAUUGUUACACAAUGCUGCGAUCGAUUGUUCUUCCAGCUCCAGAUCCUUGCAUGGAGAUGCCAUGGAAAGCAUUGCCCGAUCCAGAUUCAGAUCCAGAUCCAGAGUCAUUAUAUUCUCAAUCUGGUUACUUAUG
Messenger RNA from Drosophila sechellia, 10318 nucleotides. RefSeq names its product calcium voltage-gated channel subunit cacophony (gene cac). NCBI's taxonomy places the organism in Eukaryota, Metazoa, Arthropoda, Insecta, Diptera, Drosophilidae. Gene Ontology annotation, biological process: calcium ion import across plasma membrane; chemical synaptic transmission. Gene Ontology annotation, molecular function: high voltage-gated calcium channel activity; calcium ion binding. Bases 612 to 6455 code for a protein of 1947 amino acids. The transcript has 36 exons. Gene Ontology annotation, cellular component: membrane; voltage-gated calcium channel complex. The record is from RefSeq and is a predicted model, not a curated record.